Messenger RNA from Mesorhabditis spiculigera, 4890 nucleotides. The record is from the annotation of a GenBank genome assembly. Lineage: Eukaryota; Metazoa; Nematoda; Chromadorea; Rhabditida; Rhabditidae.
AUGUCCGAUCAGAUGUGGGCGCGGAUCGUGAACACCACCUGGAACGAGUACGGACUGCAGCUGGAUGCACGAUGUCGCGUUGAGCCCCCGCCGGACAUGUCGUUCACACUGCCGAUACUGCUCAUUCUCGUCGUCUACACUGUUGUAUUCAUCAUUGCCCUCGUCGGCAAUGGGACAAUGUUUCUUAUUCUAUGCAGGAAUCAACUAGUGAAGGUGCGACGCGUCCAUUCAUUGUUGUUGCAUAUGAACAUUGCCCACCUGAUGGUCACCUUCUUUUAUAUGCCGAAAGAAGUCCUGCACAACUAUAUGAUUGCCUGGAAUGGAGGCGAUUUUCUGUGCCGUACGUGCAAAUUCUUCGACGUGUUCGGCAUCGCCCUUUCGGCCAACGUGCUGAUCUGCAUUUCGCUGGAUCGAUUCUAUUCCAUUUUCUUCCCAUUAUACGCGAUGAAAGCGAGGAGAUCUGUGCAACAAAUGGUGGUGAUCGCUUGGAUUGUAUCAUUUGUCACCAGUGCACCACAGUUCUACCUCUUCCGAACCACUUCUCACCCCUGCUAUCCGUGGUUUUCGCAAUGCGUGGCCCGCAACUUCAUCAAGGAAAUCCCGAAUGUCGUCGUCUACUGGUACUCUAUCGUCAAUAUUAUCCAGGUCUACUUCGCGCCUCUACUCGUGACUGUCGUCUGCUACUCGUUGAUAUUGUGGAAAAUAUCACAUAAGAAUUGCGGCAAAAAUGAAAACGAAAAGGGCGGACUGCUGCGCCGAAAUGGCGGCGACAAUCUGCAACGUGCACGCUCCAGGACUCUACGGAUGACUUUCGUGGUCGUCUCGGCUUUUUUGUUCUGUUGGACCCCGUAUGCCGUCAUCAUGUUCCUCCACUUCACCACCAACAAACACUGGAUCCCGAAGGAGGUUCGCAAAUUCAUCUACGCAUUCGCCGUGUUCAACUCGGCGCUGUCGCCCUACCUCUACGGCUAUUUUUCAUUCGACCUGAAAAAGGAAAUCAAACUUUUGCUGAAUUGCUCGACUCGGAAUGCCGUCUCUGAGCGUUUCAUCUCGUACUCGUCCACUCUUCACACCGGCGGUUCCAGGGUGCGCAACAGCACGCGGAUGCGGAAGCGCAGUCAAUCCGCCCAAAACAUCAGUCAAGAGGGCAUCCCAAUCGCCCUUUUGGCCACCGAUCAUGCUGACGACGUGUUGAAGCGCAGUGGACUUGGCUCGUACAGCGAUCUCUUCCGGCCAUUCUCGGAUGUGUCGUUUUCGCUACGGGAUCCUUUCGGCAAUCCACCGACCCCUGGGAAAGCUUCUCUUGACUUUCGUGAUUUGAGAAAGCAAGGUUAUCUACUGUCUUUGACGGUUCUGCCCCCGACGAUCCAUGAGGCUCUACUUAAAUGCACAACAUUGGAAGAAAGCGAGCAGAAAUUCGAGCGUUAUUUUUCUCGUUUCGUGGAACCGUGCGAGUAUGAAACGUUUCGCACAUACCUGGCCUGUGUAUUCGUCGUCAGCGCUGCUGAAGACCAGCCGAUGGGCGAGCUCAGCAAAUUGAUACAACUACAGCACACCCAACAGCAUGGCUCGGGCUCUGAAGGCAAUUUGCUGGCCCCUUCCCAUUGUGCGCCGCCGAAAUGGAGGACGCCAAAUACUUUGAAGCAUUACCUCCUCGUACACGAUUCCCGGAAAGACGAUGAAGCAAGAACCCAGGAUAUCUAUAAGCAAAUGUGUGCCACAUAUGGAGCUGAUUCUUGCCAAUUACUUCGAAUAGGAAACGGCGACGGCAGCGGAUUAAUUGAUGUUUGGCGGGAGGCUAGCGAAGAAGCGGAAAUUCUGAGUCGAGGACUGGCCCGUGCGAGGAAUGCGCUGUUGACGAAGGGAGCUGAGGAAAAGAAAAACCAGCCGACGGUGAUUUCAACGAUUUCCCCGGGCUAUAUUCUACCCGAAACGAGGUCGGACGACUCGCUGGUCUCCCCUGCUCCUUUUCAACCAGCUAUUCAGCCUAACGUCUCUACCGCCGAUCGCGAGGCGACAGCAAAGAUGCUCCAAGAGUUCACGGAUCGAAACCUUAUACCUUUUGUCGAGCGAUUGAUGCGUCAGUUGAAUGAGGCUAUAGGUCAGAGACGCGGUAUCCCUCGAAGUAUCACGGCCAAUAUGAAGAAAUGGUUUGCCGCUCCUGCUGCAACGAAUACCGCUAGCACUUCGUAUACCAAUGAAAGCGUGGAAAUGCAAAGCCGUCGACUCGCCGAUUUGCUGUUUGAAUUCGGCCUGUACGAGAAGGCGCAUGCUCAAUAUCAGUCUGUCAAGAAGGAUUUUGCCGGCGAUAAUGCCUGGUUGCACAACGCUGCCGCGCUGGACAUGUCGGCAUACUCCUAUUUUCUCUCCAAUCCAUCAAUGCCGACAAAGGGAUUCCCCGUACACUACUUCGAGAAUGCCAUUGGACACUUUUUAACGAACAGCGCAACUGUCUCCUACACAUGUGCCCUUCGCUGUGCUUUGCAGGCGGUCGAAGUUUUGCAGAAACUGGAAAUGAACGUCCAGGCGGCCCUUCUACUGUCGCGGCUGACUGAAUUGAAAUUUGAUCAUUUCGUCGCCGUCAUCUUGGGGUACGCUACUAUGGCAUUCGGUGAGGCGAAUAUGCGGCGGAAAAUGGCUUUUUACCGGGUGCUUGCUGGCAAUCGCUUCCUGAAGGCCGGCCUUUCGCAUUUGGCCACGACCGCCUACAUCUCUGCACUGCCCUGCUAUUUUGAAAGAAAUUGGGACUAUGCUGAGGAUCAUCUGGCAAAAAGUGUGGCAAAGGAUGGGCGUGACGGGAAAGUGGCGCUCGCCUGCGCUACGCGCCUAUUGCGACCUGCUGAUCACCAGAACGCUCAGCAGCAAUCCGAACAUUUUGCCAUUUUCGCAGGACUCGUUAAGACUUUCGGCCUCGACGCCCAAGAAAGAAUCCAGUUGCAACUCCCUUUAAUCGACGUCCAAUCAACGACCGUGAUUUGCGGAGAACGUCCGAGCAGUGCUGAUGUGACGGCAGAGUUGGCUAGGAGCAGUCGUGAUGAUCCGGAAGAACACCCAUGGGAUGAUAUCCAACGUGCCGCCUUCUACACGCUGGCCGGGCCCUCAUCGGCUUUUCGAUCGUUGUGUGUCGUGUCAAACCAUAUGACGGAUAACACAUUGACAAGAUACACUCCUGCCGGCGAGCGUUUCCGUGUGAUAUUGAACGUCAAGAAUCCACUAGGAACGCCAUUGACGGUGCGAAAACUACGACUUGGCGUUAGCGACGUCGAAUUCCACGAAGGCAUCCCACCAGCUCUGAACCCAUUCCUAGAAUGCCACACUGUUGAUGAAGUCAAUCUACAGCCAUCGGGCAGCACAACUGUGGAGCUGUGGCUGAGACCGUUGUUCGAAUUGGCCUCAUUCCGUGUCAGUGAGGUACAGCUCGAUCUUGACGCCGGCGAUGGGCAGACGAUGGUCAAGGCUCGGAUACCGCUCGUGCUCAAGGGCCCCCGAUUGAACAAAACGCUUGAACAUAGAUCAGCAGUUACAUACGCCAACGAUUAUCGCCUUUCACCGAAAGUAUCUCGGACAAGCUGGCCCUUGCUGGACGUCCAGAUGGAACGGCCUUUCCCCGAAUUCGUUUACUGCGGGCAGGCCCUCAGAAUAUCUUUUAAGUUGGAAAACAUUUCGGAUGAGCCGAUAUCGGGGGUGGCCAUGUCGACCGACGGGACGGACUCUGUCACUGGAGGGCUUUUCGAUGAGAACGGCGCCAAGCAAUACCAGGGCCCGCAGCGCUCCGAUAACAAUGGAGAUGUGCGGGUCAUUCCGCUGCCCGGCCUCGCGCUGGCCAAGGGUCAAUCAAGACGUAUUUUCGUCGAUAUUCGCGUGCCCCAAGAGCCUUCGAACACCACCACGGCACUGCUGUUGUUCUACCGCGGCAGCAACGGGGCGUUUCGCGAGCAGCGCAUUUUGGUUCCGCUCCGGUGCAAGACGCUCUUUGCCGCACAAGCCAUACUUCUCGCCCCAGCGUAUGGUCUACUGACGCUCGAGAUGAGGAAUACGAUGGGUGCUUCAGAUGCGGCCCUUGCCAGGAUCGAAAUUGGACGAAUAUCUGCACAUCUGGUCCAACUCAACGGCUCAGGUAGCUUGACGGAAAGCCCUAAUGCUCUCUCGCUACGCCCGGUUCGAAUGCGUGGCUCCCAACUUGACUCGGGUCAAGCCGACUCGUUGCCAGUGAAUGUGACUGGUUCUCAGGCGGGCUAUGGGUCGGCUCUUUGGCUAUCACAAGAGUUCGCCGAUUGUCCUUCGUUCCCGUUGCCUCGGUGGUUUCUUGCUAAUAGCCCGUCCUACCGGCCAUCCCUCCUCAUUGCGAUUUUGUGGAAAGCGUCAGUGGUCGACAACCAGGGACAAGUAAUUUCGCUGAUUGGCGAGACUCUCGUGGCUGAUCCGUUCGCUCGAGCCAAUCUUCGUGUGCCGGGUAUCCAAUGGCCACUCGAAGAUACGGCGCCUGACCGACCACCUGGGGUUUAUAUUACGGUGGCAUCUGUGGCCAAGGUCGAGCAUGACUUUGAGAGGAACAGGUUGUGCCAAUUCCCGGUCGACAUCCGCGUCCACAACGAUGAGAAUGAAUGUAUCGGAGUGUAUUUCAAGUUUUUGCCAAAGUACAAUAUGCCACUGACGCCGCCUCUUCCACUCGACUCUCGACAGCAGUGGUGGCUGAACUUUGAACAAUGGGAUGUGCCAAACGUGGCCUCGCACACCGUCGAGACGACUCGUGUCUAUGUGCGCGUCGGCCAGCCCAGUGUUUUUGACAUUUUGGGCAACCAAUUGCAGGCGAUCGCGAAGCUGUCAACGGGGGUCGAAUACCCCGUGUCCGUCCCCGUCGUCCAUGCCAUGGUCACAGGGAUUCUGAAU